AUACAUACACCCUUCUGUAUCUAUAUUCCUCUUGUACCUUCUGUUCCAAAAGUUGUACUAUGUUUGCUCGCACCACUCUCAUCUCCUGCAACUUCUCUUCCUUCCAUUCCCAAAACCCUAAAAUCAAACUCCCAUUUUUAAACACCUCCACUCUCCCCCUUCGUUUACGAAUUAUCACUGCAAGAAGUAAAUAUCCGCAAUUCAUACAAAGAGGUCGCCUUCAAAUAUGUCGGAAUUCAAUAGAGACUCAGAAGUCACAAGACCCUGAUUUGGAACAAGAAAAUUCCAUGGAAAUCGACGGCGGUCAGAUUGGUGGUGGUGGUGGUGAUCGCGGUGGUGGGCGGACGACAUCGUUUCUGAUCUUCUUGCUGUGGGGUGGACUCAUGUAUUAUGUCUUCAAUCUUGCACCCAACCAGACUCCGUCGACGGACAUGUAUCUCUUGAAAAAGCUUUGCUAUUUGACCGGUGAUGAUGGUUUUCAGCCAAAUCAAGUGAUUGUGUCUAUAUGGAAUAUUAUGGGGUUAUGGCCUUUAGUGUAUAGCAUGCUGCUGAUGCCCUCUGGCCGAAGCUCAAAAGGAAACGUUCCUGUCUCCCUGUUCCUCAUACUUUCGUGGUUCCUGGGUGCAUAUGCUCUUAUACUAUAUUUUGUUAUUUGGAGACCACCACCUCCAGCCACUGAAGAAUCGGAGCUGAAAAGAUGGCCUCUAAACUUUCUCGAGUCCAAAUUGACAGCUGGGGUAACAUUUGCUGCAGGACUAGGCUUAAUCAUCUAUGCAGGAUUAGCAACUGGGGACGAUUGGAAGGAGUAUUUGCAGUACUUUGGAGGGAGUAGGCUCAUACACGCAACCACCAUCGAUUUCGCUCUGCUAUCUAGCUUUGCUCCUUUUUGGGUUUACAACGACAUGACUGCUCGAAAAUGGAACGAUAAGGGCUUUUGGCUUCUUCCCGUAUCGCUAAUUCCAUUCCUUGGUCCUGCUUUGUACGUUCUCUUGAGGCCAUCGUUACCAGCGUUCACAAAAGAGGACUGAUGCACGUGCAUUUGUGGUUCGAAGGAGCCGUGUUCACUUGCAUCCAGAAUAGCGGGAAAUUAUCGAACUUGCCCCAAAUGUUGUUUGAUCGGUUAGAUGUAUUUAUCAUGUUACCAUUUUGUGCACGGUUUAAAAGGGUUGUAUGCUAAACUCUUGUUAGGCAGAACCAACAAUGUGCUUUUAGGGCAUGUUUAUUAAAAUGCCUACCACCCUAUAUAUUGUGUAUCAACACCAUCAUAUAGAAAUCACAUGAAGGGUAGUUAGGGGAUGUUUUGU
Messenger RNA from Cynara cardunculus var. scolymus (artichoke), 1304 nucleotides. RefSeq lists its product as uncharacterized. The record is from RefSeq and is a predicted model, not a curated record. The coding region runs from base 60 to 1028 and encodes 322 amino acids. Lineage: Eukaryota; Viridiplantae; Streptophyta; Magnoliopsida; Asterales; Asteraceae. The transcript is spliced from 6 exons.